Pieris macdunnoughi is the source of this 1263-nucleotide messenger RNA. NCBI's taxonomy places the organism in Eukaryota, Metazoa, Arthropoda, Insecta, Lepidoptera, Pieridae. The record is from the annotation of a GenBank genome assembly.
AUGACCGGAUCAGCUGAGCGGAAGCCGGAGUGUGAGGAGGCACUAUCAUCGGGCGACAUGUGUGUCUCCGCGGCUCGGGCUGGACCCUCAGCGAGAUGGCAUCCCGCCUGCUUCAACUGCACCACUUGCCAGGAGCUGCUGGUUGACCUGGUCUACUUCUGGAAAGACGGCCGACUUUACUGUGGCCGACAUCACGCCGAAAAUUUGAAGCCACGCUGCUCCGCUUGCGACGAGAUAAUACUAGCGGAUGAGUGCACGGAGGCAGAAGGUCGCGCGUGGCACAUGAAGCAUUUCGCGUGUGCAGAGUGCGCGCGGCAACUCGGCGGACAACGGUACAUCAUGCGGGAGGCGCGUCCGUACUGCCUGCCCUGCUUUGACAGCUGCUUCGCCGAGUACUGUGACGCUUGUGGUGAGCCUAUUGGUGUAGACCAGGGCCAGAUGUCGCAUGAGGGGCAGCACUGGCACGCCACAGAACGAUGUUUCGCCUGCCAUACCUGCCGCGCAAGCCUACUUGGUCGGCCUUUCCUCCCACGGAAAGGUGCAAUCUUCUGCUCUAUUGCAUGUUCCAAAGGUGAGCCACCGACACCAUCUGACUCAUCAGGACCGGGACCUCGCCCUAAUAGAGGUCCGAGACCAAGAAAAGUACCUUCACCGAAGUCACCACCGCGAACACCUCAGAGAGAGCCCUCCCCUCAUAUAGAUGCAGAUUCAGAACCAAGUGCGUCAUUAGCAACGUCAGAAAUGAUGCCCGAAUCGCCGCCUCCGCACCCACCACCACCGCCACAUGCUUGCCUUAGCCUUGAUAGAGCCCUUGCCGACCUAAGAUUAGAGCAAACGAUGACAGAUCACCAAAUACAAACAACGCCCAUCGAAGAAACAGAAGAAGACUGGAAGCCCCCUCACCCAGUUGAAGCCCAGGCCGUGGUCACCCCAGGACAUUCCACCUCAAUGCCAGAGCUGACUCUAGUAGAUGGAAAGAAACGAAAGCCGAGAGGUGGACGGACGGUUCGAUUUUGUGGAGACAACGAGGCAUUUGAACCAGAUGACCCUCCUAGAAGAGAGAAAGUGCGAGAUGAUGAUGCAAGCAGUUAUUGCAGCACGUGUUCCUCUUCAUCAUCAUCAUCGGAAUCAUAUACAUUGCCAACGAGACGCGCGUACGGCGGCGUCAGGAUCUCCUACGUGCCCAACGACGCAGUCGCCUGCGCGAAACGAGAACGGCAGAGAAAGAACCCACAUCACGAUAAAAAUUGUAUAAUUUCGUGA